GACAGUAACUUUCGGUUUUGAUUUCGCCGGAAAGCGGAAGGGCAGGGACGGCUAGGCGUUGGUCAUCCAGCUGAUAGGACCCAUAUAAGGUCUCAAUGGCCUCGAAAAAACAUAUAAUUGAAAACUUAGCGGCAGAGGACAUGCUUUGUGAGCUUUGCGACUUUGGAAAUGUGGCGAGCCAUCACUGUGAUGACUGUCUGGUGAACCUGUGUGACCGUUGUGUGGAUAACGUCCAUCGCAAACUCAACAGAAAUGGGGAACACAGUCUCAGCAAAGGUGUGGCCCGUUAUGUGAUGGAGUUCGAGCUCUGCCCAAAUGAUGGCGAAAAACUGACCACGUUUUGCCGGGACUGCAACGUCAGAUUGUGUCAUGAGUGUGAUAUCACUGCGAAGUUGCAUUCCUUGCACAACACUGUUGGUCUCAAGAAUUACGUUGUGCAGGAAAAGGAAAAACUGCUAGGGCAGCUAGAUGAUCUGACCAGUAAGACAGCCAGGUUGAGCUACUACACUUGUGACAUCCAAAGCACAGCACUGAAUAUUGAGCUUAAGUGGCUGCAGUACAAAGAGCUUAUAAAGCAAGAGUUUGCAUCAUUGCUUGAGACCAUUCUCGACCGUCAGCAAGAGCUUUUAGCCAGAAUGGAGCAGGAAGUUCAGAAAUCUUUGCAAGACCUUAGAGACCUGGAGGCUCACUAUGAGGAGAUAUUGUCCCAAACAUGUGACUUGUCUGAUGAACUGAUUACUGCGGUGCAAAAUUUGUCCAAAACAGAAUUUCUGCAGAGUCAUGGCGCCUUUAAAAACAGCUGUGAUAAGCUGGAGGGUCAAAUACAGAGGCUACAGUCAGCAGCUGAUGUCAUCCCAGCGUUCCUAGCGGUUCCCUUCAGUCUCCACCAGGAGAAGGUCCAUCUCGACUCCUGCCUUCAAUUUGGAGCGUUUGCAGAUUCAAUGGAGGUCAAGUCGAGAAACAGCCACCAAUUUAUUCGGCCAACGAAGUUUACUAGUUUCCCGGCCGUUCAAGACCUCUUCAUAACACCCUCCUCGCUUCCUCCUUCAACAGUCAUAAAAUACUACACAGAAAUUUACACAGGUGGAUCGAGAAAGGACCUGUUUCACCGUUGGUUCUCUCCUCUGUCGGAAUACGAGCCAGUCCUGUCCGCAUUUGAAUGCUUGUCUCUGCAGGAGGACACCAUGUAUUUGGUGAAAGUAACCCCAGAGCUGGUAUGCAACACGCACAAAGGGCAUGAGAAGCUGAAAGGUCGUACGGUCACCGCCAUGCUUCUCACAUGUACAGACAGAAAUUUGUACAAAAAAGAAGACACGCUAACUACCCCCGGAUAGUCUUGCAUUCUGCAGGAUGCUGCAGUUCAAAGGUCAACGUUUUGUCGAAGCGCUAACCAAUGUUUUCGACAUGCAACCAUUCCGUAAUUUCAAGCAACUAUCUCUCCGACAAGAAAACUGCUCUGAAUGAAAGCUAUUCUGCAGGCCGUAUCCGAGCCAAACAAUCACCUCCACUGAGAUGGAACGAGCCCAUCGCUGCUGGAUUGCAUAGACUCUUAGAUCGGCGCUCGCUUGACCGCUGUCAUGUCCUCCGUGACCUCCGUUUUCCAAUGCGAAAUCUCUCCUGCCCAAGUCCCCAGCUACCCAUCGAUUCCAUUUUUUCCGGAGAUUUUAUCCUUCAUCCCCCACCACUGCCGAAAUAAGACUCUUCAUAGGCCUCUGUCACCAUAACACUUUGAUCACCUUCUGAUGGAAUCCGGCUCUUGUCGAUUUGAACAAAAAUAUCAGUGCCGUUACACACCCACACCGAUAACUUGAAGAAGAUGCAAGUCUUUAAAAGCAUACCAAAGUACAAUUACUUUAUUGACUAGAUUGAAUUUAGAAAUGUCAGGGAACAAAACCCUCUUCCGUUUUCAAGAUGCAAGCUUAAAAACGUCCUCAUGCAUAUGAAGGGCUCAGAAGCGUAACUUCACAAAUGUAAGAGAAAAACAUACGUUGUCAAGGCUACAGUAAUCGAUAAAUUGCGAUUGUAUAUUAAUUAAGCGCACCCAGAGACAUUAAUGAGAUUAUUGUGCUGACUGUUUUGUUCGCGGUGGUUGCAUCCUGAGGGGACUAUUUUGGGAAGCCGUAUCUAGAACUGGGCUAAAGAAUUGCUUAAAAAACUUUAUGCUCUAUUGCAGACUUUUAAGUUAGAGAAAAAAAAAAAUCACAUGUAAUGCUUUCCUUUUAAAACUUCCUGUUUUUAAGGUAAUUAAUAAGCAUUUACAAGUCUGAGCUAGAAUAUACUCAUUGUUGCAAUAAAGUGGAUCUUAUCAUGGAA
Messenger RNA from Pomacea canaliculata, 2313 nucleotides. Its product is annotated as E3 ubiquitin-protein ligase TRIM9-like. Bases 96 to 1334 code for a protein of 412 amino acids. The record is from RefSeq and is a predicted model, not a curated record. Gene Ontology annotation, molecular function: zinc ion binding. The transcript has 8 exons. Lineage: Eukaryota; Metazoa; Mollusca; Gastropoda; Architaenioglossa; Ampullariidae.